Molecule: messenger RNA, 977 nt
Organism: Fusarium oxysporum Fo47
Lineage: Eukaryota; Fungi; Ascomycota; Sordariomycetes; Hypocreales; Nectriaceae
Exons: 3
Coding region: 1-954 (317 amino acids)
Source: RefSeq, a predicted model, not a curated record
AUGAGCGGGAUCCCUCGUGCUUACAACUCGUUCCGAUAUGACGACAAUAUAAAUACUUCCAGAGAAGGCAUUCGGCUGGCAUCAGUUGUCAUCGAUCGACCAGAACCUGAGAACGGCCCGUCUGACAUGUUACCGGGUCGACUUGCCGCAGCUCUCUAUAAGAUGACCGGACUUCACAGUCUUUCCCUCGAUCUGGAGCAUUUCAAUGAUGGACAAGAUGAAGACUCCCAAAAGCAGAUGGCGUUCGGACAGCUCGUGUGGCCAAAGCUUCACUCACUCAGAUUCCACGGCUCUAGCGGUACUGGCAGAACAAUUUUGAGGCACUGUGAUCCGAAUGUACUUCACACCCUCCACCUUCAUACAUGGACAGACUCAGAGAUAGUCGAGAAGGCUAGAGGAAUCGUGAACCUCAGGCGAUUGCAUUUGUACUAUGACCGGGCUGAUCUUACUGAACCUGCUACUUUGGCAUGUGUCAGCGAAAAAACAUGGGAUGAAGUCCGCGCGAUCCUGUGGGUAAGGAUUCACAACUCGGUGUUCAUGGAUUACCUUAUCUUGCGAGAAGCAAAUGUCGACAUCCAAGGGCAUCUCGACGAUGAUCAAGACAUGGUCAGACUUAUAGAGGCCUUGAGGAACAUGCAAACGGUGGUCAAAUACAUUCGGCACCUGGCCUUCUCGCUCGAUCAUAGGCGCUUCAGCCCUAGACUUAUUCGUUUCCAUCUGAACGGAAACCAAGUUCACCACGAAUUGACCCGACGCGAAGUCGAUUUAUGGUACAAAAAGAUUAUCGUUGAUUUGAUGGAUGUAAAACGUCUGGUCGAAGUUUGGGUUUUUGCUUACGACUCUCUUGCAUUUCAUGGCACACGCAACAGCGACAAGACAGUUUCUGUCAGGCGCAUAACGCUCAAGCAAGAUCCCCAGAAGAACAGCUUUCCCUGGGGAGUUCUUGACGACUGACAGUACCACCUCUCUAGUGCUAG